GUCCGGAGCAGAGCGGCCCGCACGCAGUCCGCUCCCGCCAGCUCCCUGAGGCCCUACAAUCCUCGGCAGUGUCCUGAGACUGUACGGCCCUCUCAGCGCCGGCCGCCCCGCGCCGCCUCCGCAAAGCCGAGAGAAGCGCCCAGGCAGCCAGCACCUCACAGCCUCCUCCCCUGUCCCGCCCCGCCUCCCCGUGCACUGCCUUCCCGUCACCUGUCUCCACCCCCCGGCCCCGCACCUAGCCGGCCGCGCAGACAAGCACCUGGCCGCGCGGGGCGCUCCGGACCUGCUCGCACCCGGGACCUGCCCGGCUCCCGGCCGCCGGGAGACGGCGAGAGCCUCGAGGCAGAUCCCCCCCCCCCCCGCCCCCGGCCGCCUGGUGCCGCUCUCCCAGCGCCGUCGCGACCAUGACGGCCGACAAGGAGAAGAAGAGGAGUACCUCAGAGAGGAGGAAGGAGAAGUCUCGGGAUGCUGCAAGGUGCCGGCGGAGCAAAGAGACAGAGGUCUUCUACGAGCUGGCCCAUGAGCUGCCUCUGCCUCCCAGUGUGAGCUCCCACCUGGACAAAGCCUCCAUCAUGCGAUUGGCCAUCAGUUUCCUGCGAACACACAAGCUUCUGUCCUCAGUUUGCUCUGAAAAUGAGUCUGAAGCUGAGGCUGACCAGCAGAUGGACAACUUGUACCUGAAAGCCUUGGAGGGUUUUAUUGCCGUGGUGACCCAAGAUGGAGAUAUGAUCUUUCUGUCAGAAAACAUCAGCAAGUUCAUGGGACUCACACAGGUGGAGUUAACAGGACACAGUAUCUUUGACUUCACUCAUCCCUGUGACCAUGAGGAGAUCCGCGAGAACCUGAGUCUCAAGAAUGGCUCUGGUUUUGGGAAGAAAAGCAAAGACAUGUCCACAGAGCGAGACUUCUUCAUGAGGAUGAAGUGCACAGUCACCAACAGAGGCCGAACCGUCAACCUCAAGUCAGCCACCUGGAAGGUCCUGCACUGCACCGGCCAGGUGAAGGUCUACAACAACUGCCCCCCUCACAGUGGUCUCUGUGGCUACAAGGAGCCGCUGCUCUCCUGUCUCAUCAUCAUGUGUGAACCCAUCCAGCACCCAUCCCACAUGGACAUCCCCCUGGACAGCAAGACCUUCCUGAGCCGCCACAGCAUGGACAUGAAGUUCACCUACUGUGAUGACAGAAUUACAGAACUGGUUGGUUACCACCCUGAAGAGCUGCUUGGCCGCUCAGCUUAUGAGUUCUACCAUGCCCUGGACUCGGAGAACAUGACCAAAAGUCACCAGAACUUGUGCACCAAGGGCCAGGUGGUGAGUGGCCAGUACCGGAUGCUUGCAAAGCAUGGGGGCUAUGUGUGGCUGGAGACCCAGGGGACAGUCAUCUACAACCCUCGCAACCUGCAGCCCCAGUGCAUCAUGUGUGUCAACUAUGUUUUGAGUGAUAUUGAGAAGAACGAUGUCGUGUUCUCCAUGGACCAGACAGAAUCCUUGUUCAAGCCUCACCUGAUGGCCAUGAACAGCAUCUUUGACAUCAGUGGUGAGGUGGCUGUGUCUGACAAGAGCAACUUCCUGUUCACCAAGCUCAAGGAGGAACCUGAGGAGCUGGCCCAACUGGCCCCCACUGCAGGAGAUACCAUCAUUUCUCUGGAUUUCGGAAACCAGGACUUUGAAGAGUCCUCAGCCUAUGGUAAGGACAUCUUGCCCCCAAGUCAGCCAUGGGUUGGGGAUCUGAGGAGCAACAGUGCUCAGAGCGAAGCCGGGAGCCUCCCAGCCUUUACAGUACCCCAGGCAGCUGCCCCGGGAAGUACCACCCCCAGUGCCACCAGCAACAGCAGCUGUUCCACGCCCAGCAGUCCUGGAGACUAUUACACAUCCCUGGAUGGGGAGCUGAAGAUUGAAGUAAUAGAGAAGCUCUUCGCCAUGGAUACAGAGACAAAGGACCAGUGCAGUAUGCAGACGGAUUUUAAUGAGCUGGAUUUGGAGACACUGGCCCCUUACAUCCCCAUGGAUGGGGAAGACUUCCAGCUCAGCCCCAUCUGCCCUGAGGAAAGACUUGUGCCAGAGAACCUCCAGUCCACCCCACAACCCUGCUUCAGUACCAUGAUGAACAUCUUCCAGCCACUGGCCCCUGCAGCCCCUCCCAGCACCUUCCUCCUGGACAAAUACCAACAGCAGCUGGAAAGCAAGAAGACAGAGCCUGAGCACCAGCCCAUGUCCUCCAUCUUCUUUGAUGGUGGAAGGAAGACAUCCCUGCCUCCGUGCUAUGGCCAGGCCAGCACCCCUCUCUCUUCCAUGGGGGGCAGAUCAAACACACAGUGGCCCCCUGACCCGCCAUUACAAUUUGGGCCCAUGAAGUGGCCUGUUGGAGAUCAAUACACUGAGUCCUUGGGGACCCCCAUCACCCAGCCCCAUCUCUCCAUGUUAAAGAAAAGGUCUGCAAAGGGAUUUGGGCCUCAGGGUCCAGACAUCAUAAGCCCUGCCAUGUUGGCACUCUCCAACAAGCUAAAGCUGAAGCGACAGCUGGAAUACGAGGAGCAAGCCUUUCAAGACAUGACCGGGGGGGAUCAUCCAGGCAGCAGCACCUCCCAUUCGAUGUGGAAAAGGAUGAAAAGCCUUGGGGGCAGUGGAAACUGUCCUUUAGUGCUCAAUAAGCCACUGAGUGCAAACGUCCCCAACGAUGAAUUCACCCAAAACCCCAUGAGGGGCCUGGGCCAGCGCCUCAGACACCUGCCACCAUCUGCUGCUGUGAGCCCCAGGGAGAAUGCAAAGAGUGGGUUCCCUCCCCAGUGCUAUGGCCACCACUAUGAAGACUACAGUCUGUCAUCAGAUCACAAGGUGUCAGGUAUGGCAAGCCGGCUGCUUAGGUCCUCGUUUGAGCCCUACCUGCUGCCUGAAUUGACCAGAUAUGACUGUGAGGUGAAUGUUCCUGUGCCAGGCAGCUCCACGCUCCUGCAAGGAGGCGACCUCCUCAGAGCCCUGGACCAGGCCACCUGAGCCAGGGCCAGCUCUGGCGCAGCAUCCCACCAGGUUCACUCAGUCUGUUUCUGCAGCUAGGUAUUUCUAACACCAACACACUAUUUACAAGAUGUACUUGCCUGGUAGACUUGCCCAGGUCACCAAGCAGUGGCCUUUUCCUGAAGAUGCUCACUUUAUUAUUCAUAUUUUUAAAAUACAUGUUUUACCUGCUAUGUUUUGAUGUUAAUGAAAAUGUUCUUAAAGAUUUUUCUUUCCCCCACCUUCAAUUGCUUCUAAUUUAUAGUAUUCAUAGGUUUCUCUCUCACACACACACACACAAUGUCCAUAUUAACCAGUUCGGUAUAUUCCCCUUGAGGGAAAGUUUUGGCUUCAUCUAACUAAAGGGGUUUUGUGGUUGUUGCCAAAGAGAAACAAGAAUACCUUUGUUUUCCAUGCUUGAUGUAUGGCCUCUACUCCCUUUUUAAAAACUAAUUGCCAUAUUGUAAAUUUCAGUCUUUUUAAGUCAACCCUGCUCUCAUUUCGAUAUGACUGGGGGUGGGGCGGGGUGAAGGAUAAUCUCGUGUAUGUGGCUUUUUUUUUUUAUUGUUAUUCAGAAACAUAACUGAAUUUUUUUUUAAAAAAAUUUAUAUCUGGAGUAAGUGUUUAUCAUAUAUAUGGGUACUUUGUAAUAUCUAAAAACUUAAGACACAGAAGUGGAAUCCUGCUCACAAAAUCAUUUUAAGAUUUAAGCUAUUGCGCUGUUCCCUGGUGAUGCCAGCAUUGCAGACUCCUGCAGGCCCCGAGGCCCCUUCUCCGUCAUCUGCUUCGCUCUGGGGUGGUGUCUCCAGCAUCACAAACAAUCCAGGCGGUGUAAUCAUGAAGUGGGAGCAUGGCAAUCGGUCUUCUCCUCGUAUUUUCUGUGUGUUAUGUAUGUAUGUAUGUAUGUAUGAUUGCUGCCAAAAGAGUCUGAUGGGGUUGGGGGUUGGGCGUGCAGUGCUUUCUCUCUUCAGGUUUUGUUGCUAGCCCUUGAAGUGCACUGAGCUAUGUGAUUCUUAUGGUUUUUUCAACGUGGCAUGUUUGGUUUUAUCCAAAGCAACCAUGAAAUGGUUUCAAGGGAAAGACAGAAAUUCUGUGAGAAUCCAGUUCAUCUUAGAGCACAUGAGCUGGACUGAGAAGGUACAGGGGGCGGUGGUGAUAGCUGGUCCUGACCAGUCCUCUCCCUGCCCUCCCUUCCUCCACCAGCCUCGUGGGCACCCUGCAGGCAGACCUUUGGGAACCGCCCCUACACCUGAGGUCUGUCACUUGAAGUGACUUGGAUGGGUCAGAAGCACUGAAAACAGUGUUCUCAGAGCACUUUGUAACUCACUGGGUAAGAGAGAUAAUAACUUUUGGUUUUUAAAUACCAAUCACAUGGAACUUUUCUGCCAUGGGUACAAUGAAGAAGUUUCUAGAAACACACACAACACAGCAGACCAAAAAAAUUGUUAAGUCUGGAUGGACUUAUUGCUAAAAACAAAAUUCAAAGUCCAAAUGAGGUAAGAAACUUAAACUUGCCGCUGUGCUGCCCAGAUCACCGCUAGCACUGCGGCUUUGCUCAACACCGCAGAGGAACUUGAAGGGUUACUGCCACGUAAACGCUGGUGUUUUAUUUCGUGUGUGUUGCCUCAGCAUUAAGGGCAUUUUACCCUUGCAGUUUCUACUAAAACACUCUGAAAAAUAUUCCAAGCUUCAUAUUAACCUUAUCUGUCAACGUAACAAUUUCAUGAAUAUUACUAUAUUGUUGAAUUCCUACUGACAUAACUAUAUGGGAGCUUAACUUUAUAAGGAAAUGUAUUUUGACACUGAUAUCUUAUUAAAGUAUUCUGAUCCUA
Molecule: messenger RNA, 4825 nt
Organism: Erinaceus europaeus (western European hedgehog)
Lineage: Eukaryota; Metazoa; Chordata; Mammalia; Eulipotyphla; Erinaceidae
Gene: EPAS1
Product: endothelial PAS domain protein 1
Exons: 16
Coding region: 405-2993 (862 amino acids)
Biological process (GO): cellular response to hypoxia; regulation of transcription by RNA polymerase II
Cellular component (GO): cytoplasm; nucleus; transcription regulator complex
Molecular function (GO): RNA polymerase II transcription regulatory region sequence-specific DNA binding; DNA-binding transcription factor activity, RNA polymerase II-specific; protein dimerization activity
Source: RefSeq, a predicted model, not a curated record